Messenger RNA from Pyrenophora tritici-repentis Pt-1C-BFP, 1469 nucleotides. Its product is annotated as DUF3984 domain containing protein. The record is from RefSeq and is a predicted model, not a curated record. Lineage: Eukaryota; Fungi; Ascomycota; Dothideomycetes; Pleosporales; Pleosporaceae.
ACACAUUGCCAUUUUGCAAAUAUCCAAUUUCUCCAAUUGCAUUUGGACUCGUUCUCAACCUUGCCAAUUCACAACUUAAUCUCAUCAAUUUACCAUGUUUUCAAGGCAAGCAACACAGAAUGCACGCUUCGCAGCUCGCUGUGCACGUCGCCCAGCUGCGAGGGUAGCCAAUCCUCAAUUCCGCGCCCAAAAGCCUCGCUUUCAGUCCACAGAGUCAGCAAGCUCUAGCAACGCCGGCGCUGGGUCACAUGCGGCAAUUGGCGCUGUCUCUGGUGCUGCUGCCGCUGUGACCGUUGGAUACAUCUUUUACAGACAAUCAGGCGUCCGCGAUGUCGUUCAGGCUUCCAAGACUGCUAAAGGCUACGUUAGCUCGGCCACCAACAAGAUCAAGGAGCAGACACCCGAGCCUAACGAGGCAUUGCAAUGGUUGCGACAGGCCGCUCAGAGUUACGCUGCUUUCAUCCCCGGCGCAAAGAGCUAUGUCGACUCCGCCUUUGAUGAUCUCGACGCUAUCCGGGCUAAACACGGUAGUGAGGUGGACCAGAUUGUGCGCGAAGCAUAUGACGAGAUGCGACAGGUCCUCGGCAACGGCGACAUGAGCCUUGUCACUGCACACAAGACCUGGGAUGUUAUCACCAAGCAUCUGAGCCGCAUCUCAGAGCUUGCUGGUGAUGCUUCGCAGCAGAUCAUGGACAACCACCCUCAGCUCAAGGAAAAGUUGGGUGGUAACAUCGACAAGCUCAAGGAGUAUGGCGACAAGUACGGUCCUGAGGCCAAGAAGGAGGUCGACAGGACAUGGCAGCAAAUCAGCGAUGUAGUCAAGACUGGCAUGAGCGCGUCGAACAUCGAGAAGAUCAGGAACAUUGUACAAGAGAAGGUUGAGAAGCUGAAGAAGAUGGGUGAUGAGGCGUGGAACAAGGGUAUGGAGCAGGCCAAGCCCUACCUCGACAAGAACCCUCAGGUUAAGAAGAUCGUCGAGGAGAACGCUGAUGUGUUGAAGGGAGGUAAUGUUCAGGAGCUAUAUCAGCGCGUCAAGUCCGCCGUCGAGAAGGGUGACACCGGUGACCUUGAGUCAUACGUCAAGAGCGCUGCAAACAAAGCGAAAGAGUCUGGGUUCGGCGACUAUGAGCAAUACCUCAAGAAGAUUCCUGGUGGUGACCAGAUUCUACCCAAGCUGAGUCAGCUCCAAGAGGCGGCACAGAAGCACGGUGAUGAGGCGCAGAAGAUUCUCAAAGACACUGUCUCUGAGAUCUCCGAGAUCUUGCAAAAGAAGAGCGACGAAGCGUCCAAGUUGGCGGACAAGGCCAAGGAGGACACAAAGAAAUAGAAGCUGCCACUCCUAUGACGCGGCUGGAGGAGGGAAGGACUUUACGACUAUGUGAUCUGUACGAUAAUGCAUGAUUGGAAUUGAUUGUAUGCAUAGCAAAAAGCCUACAUGAUUAUAUAAUAAAUACUACCAAACAGCAGCA